Molecule: messenger RNA, 7105 nt
Organism: Oncorhynchus keta (chum salmon)
Lineage: Eukaryota; Metazoa; Chordata; Actinopteri; Salmoniformes; Salmonidae
Product: KAT8 regulatory NSL complex subunit 1-like
Exons: 14
Coding region: 1339-4629 (1096 amino acids)
Cellular component (GO): NSL complex
Molecular function (GO): histone acetyltransferase binding
Source: RefSeq, a predicted model, not a curated record
GAGAUGGGAUUGAGGUGUGUUAUCUUGUAUGUUAUUGAUUUAUUUAAUGAUCCAGUUUGAAAUGCAAAGGUAAAACUGCGAACGUUACUGUGGGGUUGCAGUCAACAGGCCAAAUAGUGUAUCUAGCUAACGUUAGCUAGCUAUCGUACUUCGGGUGUCGUACAGUAGGCACACACACACUUGCAAGAUUAUAUACACUAUAUAGUAAAUAAUAAUUGUGAUAACAUUGUGAAAGAUUUACAUUAUAAUUUCGCACAGUAAGUCACCGUGCGUGAUAUUGUGUAUGGUUUGCUACGUUUAUAAAGUAGUAAUAGAUUUUAGCGCAAGGAUUGCUAGCAAGUUAUGCUAGCCGCGCUAGCUAAGUUACUUAGAACAAGGGCGGUGGAGUUUGUUAGCCAGUUCGCUAGCCAACAUAGUUGAUUAUGGGCUACAGCCCGUUUCCACAAUAAAAUCAGUCAAGCUAACAAGAGUAUUGAGUCUGAAAUCAAUACAGUUUAUUCUUCAUUUAAAAGACUGGGAGAUUGUGUCCUAGUCUAGUGUUACUGUAGCCGCACGUAAAUGUUCACCAAAAUUCAAUAAAAUAAUUUGCAGAAUAAUUUGAGAAUAUGGCACAAUGCCAGGUCAUUCUAUAAAUAUAAUGAUUGUGAUAUAGACUCAGAACAAAAAUAAAUCAAUGUUCUGUACAAAUAGUGUUUUUAGACAUUCUUUGUAGUGCCAUACCAAGUAGGCCUGUGUCAGUCAAAUGAUUUUAGGUAUAUUAUUAUAUAUUAUUGAUUUAUAAUGCAAUUUGUCUGUGUGUACAGGUCCCUUGGACAAAGAACUGGAGGGAUUACCUUGUGGAAGUUACAGUGCAUUUGAAAAGUAUUCAAACUCCUUCACUUUUUCCGCAUUUUGUUACGUUUGUUACGCCUUGUUCUAAAAUGUAUUAAAUCACCCCCCCCCCCAACUUACACCCAAUACCCCAUAAUGACAAAGUGAAAACAGGUUUUUAGAAAUGUUUGCAAAUGUAUAAAAAUACAAAUAAACUUACACAUUUCUUUUUUGCUUUGUCAUUAUGUAGUAUUGUGUGUAGACUGAGGGGGUGGGGACGAUUUAAUACAUUUUAGAAUAAGGCUGUAAUGCAACAAAAUGUGGAAAAGUGGAGGGGUUUGAAUACUUUCUGAAUGCACUGUACCUGUAAUACACAGUGGAUAUUUUUCCCCUAAGGAUGGAUUUGGUGGGAGGUGAACUUUGCUAUUGCAAGGCUGUCCUCUGGCGAGGCAGUAGGUGGGUGGUGUGCAGCUGGCCUCGGCACCGGGAGAGGCCCCCUCGCCCGCCCCCCCUCCCCCCCUGUGCUGCAUGGCUGCGAUGGCGCCCGCUCUAACCGACGCGCCGGCCGAAGCUCACCGCAUCCGCUUCAAACUGGCUCCGCCCUCCUCCAACCUCUCCUCGAGCGGUGUGGAGAGCAACGGCGGCACCAGUCACAUCCUCGUCUCCAGCAACGGCGCUGUCAAGCGCAAGGCCUCUGAAGAGCGCGGUCCCCACGGGGGGUCCAUCACAGGUAAGGGGAAUGAGGAGCUGACGCGAAGCAACGAGGCUUCUUCCACACCUCUUGGGAAACUACAGCCGCUGGUGGCGUCGUACCUGUGCUCAGACGUGACGUCCGUUCCCUCUACCAAGGAGUCACUUAAGCUGCAAGGCGUCCUGCUGCAGAAACACGGCCUUCUGCCCAGCUUCCUGCCCAGGAAACACAAGACACUGGAGCUCUCAGAGGAGCAGCUCAAGAGCAUCAUGAGUAACAGCAGAGGAGGUGGUCCCCCUGCCCUGUCAAGCCCACCGGUCAACGGCGUGGCUAAGAAGUUUGCCAAAAACGGGCCGGACCGGGACAGUAUGACAACGGUCAAUGGAGGUAAUAACAGGCCUCCUGCUGGACAUGGACUGGACUCCCCGGUGCCCCAACCCAACACGGCUGCCUCUAGAGGAAACUCUCCUAUCAAUGGGGGAGGGGAGCACCAGCAGCCCACAGGACUGUCCUACAACCCUGCUGGAAACCCUGAACAGCCAGCACCCCCCGCAGCCUCCACCAACACCCCUAUGGACUGCCCCGACAGCAAACCCUCCGAACGGCCACCAUCGCUGGCCACGGACACAUCAUCCCUUUCCCCAACGGACCGACAGACCUCCCUGGGCAUGGGCAGCCUUGGAGUGGACGUUAAGGAGCGGUCUCAGCAGAGCAAGAGCCGGCAGGGUGAGAUUGAGGGGCGUCUACGGCGCCUGAGGAAGCGCCUCCAGGUGGUUCAGGCCAAGCAGGUGGAGCACCACGUCCAACAGCAGCUGGGUGGGCUCCUGGAGAGCACACUGGGGCCACUGGAUGCCCUCCGAACUGGCGGGAGACGAGGAGGCCAGGACGCCCCUCUCACCCUGCAGGAGAGGGAGGGGCUUGGGCGAUUCCUGAAGGACGGUUCUGUACCGGCGGAGCUGGAGCGUCUGUCCCUCAGCUGCACCACCAACCUGAGGUCCACGGAGAGCGCCUUCGACUCGGACGCCACAGAGAGCAGCUCCGGAGGAGAGACUGACGUGGAGGAGGACGAGCUCACCAAGGUGGACAUCGAGCAGCGACACAUCUCUCUAUGGAGACGUGCGGAGGGGCGCUACGCGGUGGAUAGGGCCUCCAUAGUCAGCCACUGGAACUGGCUGCAGGCCCACGUGUCUGACCUGGAGUACCGCAUCCGCCAGCAGACGGACAUCUACCGCCAGCUCCGCUCCAACAAGGAGUGCGGCUCAGACGGUGGGGCCGAAGGUCCCGGAACGGUCUCCGUGGAAACGGGCCUGAGGAAAGGUUGCGCGCCCGGGAGACAGGUCAACGGGAUCAUCAACAGCCUGCGGCCUGGCUCUCCAGAGUGUUUUGACCUGGAAAAGCAGCUGAGGAAGCAGCAGCAGAGCCUGCCCUCGUCCCAGCCCCAGCUACCGUGCUCCCCUCAGGACGACACGUGUGUGGCGGCCCGCACACGCCCCCUCCUCAGCUGCAAGAGACGACGCCUCGUCAGGCCGAGCACCGUCACCAACCUCAACCGCAAGGGCCAGAGGCUGUGCGUACAGGGUCCUCGCUGCGGCUGCGAGGUCAACCCCCAGUGUAUGACGUGUGGCGGCCGCACCCUCUCCUCCUCUGACGUCCAGUACGAGCGCCCUCUACUGGAGAGGCUGUCCCAGUUCGACCCCUGCGUGCACCCCAUCCUCUCCCUCUCAGACGACGUGACGAUGAGUCUGCACCUGCAGCGCGUCCUGAAGUCCCACUGGAACAGCCGGCCCCUGGAGAAGAUGAAACCCCUGAAGAAGCUCUCCCUGAAACACAAGCUCUCCGUGGGACGCCCUCACGACCCCUCCGCCUCCUUCACCUCCAAAGACAAACACAAGAUGACCAACUCCCUCCUCUCCACAGUCCGCCUGUCCCACCACAAGGUGCGUUCAGAGAAGCUACACAGGCAGCAGCUGGACAGCCUGCUGGGGUCCACCAAGCUGGAGGGCCGCCCCCACUACCGAGGGGAGCAGGGGCACGGGCCCUACGACAAGAGCCACGCACGCAAGAGGCCCCGAGAACACUCGCUGUCGCUGGACAGUAUGGACAACACCCCUAAGCUGUACCUGGAUGGGGGCAGUCUGUGCCCGUCUCUAUCUGCUGGGCUCCCCGCUCACAGCUCCCUGUUCCGACAGCUGUCAGCCUCCUCAGAGACUUGCUCUGUGCACUUCACCUCCUUCAACAGCAGCCUGAGGGACAACAGCGCCCCGCAUCAGCCCAUCCGCAGGAGGAGGGGAGAGAGCUCCUUUGACAUCAACAACAUCGUCAUCCCCAUGUCUGUGGCUGCCACCACCCGCGUGGAGAAGCUGCAGUACAAGGAGAUCCUCACCCCCAGUUGGAAGGAGGUUGACAUUUGUGCUAAGCCUAUCGCUGAGGAGGCUGACAUUGAGGAGAUUGAGGACCUGACAGACACUGCGUUCUCCCAGCUGCACCAGCCCUGCGAGGACCAGGAGCGUUCCCGCUGGAGCUGGACGGCCAGCGCCAUCGCCAAGAGGAGAGGCAGCCGUUCGUAUGUCAGUGGACGGUUGGAUGGUCGCACUACUCCCCUACUGAGCAGCACCAACCCUUCCACGCCGCAGCCCUCCUCCCCAGACACAGCCCAUUUCCACGCCCUGCAGGACUACGGCAGUGCCGCCUCCCCCUGCUCCCCGGCCAGCCCCGACCUGCUAUCCUACCCUUACACCCCAGGAUGUUACACAGCGGUAGGGUACUCCUACACCCCUAUAGGCUCCAGGGACUCCCACCGCCUGCUCUCCAACGAAGACACGCGCUGCUCCACACCUGAAGGCACCUACGAAGAACUGGUUCCCAUCCCAGUACACCCGUGGGACCGGAGGAGCUUCCCCCUGGAGAGCGACCCGCCGCCGGAGCCCGAGGAGCAGCCAGGGAACGCCGAGGAGCGCCCCUAUAGAACCAUACGCCACAUCUCCGGUUGCAAGACGGGCUCGUCCAGGUCCGAGUCCGACACCGGGGGUCCCCCCUCGCCGCUCCUUCCCCCUGACGAUAGCAGCAAGCAGAAAGCCCCCUCCACCACCACCCUCACCACCACUCUCACCAGACCCUCCCACCGAUGAACGAAGGCUCUCACUGCAUAAAGGACUCAACACUUUUUUUCUUUCACAAGAACUACAUCAACAAUGGAAUAAUGGACUCCUGUUGUUUGAUAUUCAAACAUCAGUCAAAUUCUUUCACAGUUUUUAGUGAACAUAGACCGAGCCCCGCAUCAGAAAUCCGUUUUGUUCUUUUCUUGCUCACUGAAAUGGAUAAAUAUAUAUUAAAGUGAAUGAAAAAAGGAGAGCAAUUAAACUGAAAGCUGAAUUUGUGAUGAGCAGGGCAUAUAGAGUUACUUCCUGUUUCUGGGCCAAUGGGCUGAGGGCUAAGCAGCCACUCAGGCAGUGUGUGUAGCUUUCUUUUGCCCCAUGUCAGUUUUAAAAUGGAGUAAAACAAAAAACAGCAAUGCCUUGUUGUCAUAGCUUGUUAUGUUGUCACCUUGAAUCAACCUAAUAUUUGACCCUCCCCAGAGAAUUGGCGUGAACCUGCAAUGUUCCUUUCAGCACUUGUUUCACAGAGCUGUUGUAGUAAUCUGAGUUUGCCAUUUUCCUUGACGUCUGUCUGUGCUUUUCGUUCAUCUGUUUGUCUGCAUUGGUAUAGUUGUUUUAUACAUAUAGGUUUAAUAAGAUAUUUCCUUUCGACCCCGUCACAUAGACUGAUGGAACAAGUGGUUGUGGGCGGUGUAUAAAAUCAUUUUAGCACGGCAAGUAACACCACCCUCAAUAUGAUAUUACACGAGUUUGAAUAAAUCAUUCAAUCAAAUAAACCAAAGUGAAACAAAUAAUCAUGUGAACUAAUUAAAACGACAGGGAAAAAAAUGCAUCACCUCUCCUACAUAGGAAUGAUUCUAUAGAAAUGGAGGGAUUUGAUAUGAGUGUUAAACUGUGUGCAUAUUGAAUUUCUGUCUUCAUUUUCUUUGUGGUGUGCGUGCGGUUAUUUCACGCUUUUCUGAUUGGUUUGGAGAAUGUGCAAGAAAUCACUAAAGCGUGCAGUCAGGUUCCAAUUACAAAGAAAGCUUGUAUGUUUUUGAAUGUAGUAUUUUGGCUUUAUCUUGACUCAAGGUCCUUCAUUAUUCACUCUAUUUUAAAUUUCUGUACCCGAGCUAUUGACACGGGUUGCCGUAGUUCACAUCCGAUGCAACGUUUCCAGCUUGUAAUGCAUAAUUGCCAUGCAAUUUGCAUGUCACUUGGUAGAGUAAAAGAGAACAUGAGAGAAAUUAGGGAAAAAUAUGUAAAUGUACCUAAUUAAUCUCGUUCCUGUGUCAGUGUUUUUUGGAAUUGCACAAGGCAGAUAAUGUCAAUGUUGGAUUGUCAAUGCAGUUCCAGAAUUGGAUUAAAAUCUUUUUGGGAGUUCAAAUGUCAAAUGCUUUUCAUGUAACAAUGCAAAAGAAAACUCCAAGUUUGGGUUGUUCAUUAGAGCAGACGAAUGGAAAAUGUUGUGUAAUGGUUUCAAAAAAAAAAGUCCAGGUAGUCCCUGCCGUUUGGUGCAUACUGAACACGGCCCAGUCGGCUGCCCUAGUUCCCAGCACCCCCUGUUGUGUCCCUCCCAGCAGAUGAAGUGGAGCAUUGUACAGAAAGCCUCUAGACGAAUCUCUCCAUCUAAAAAGGCUUUUUAUGUUUGAGUCACUUUAAGUCAGAAGGCUGUGGCCAUCACACACACAGGAGGCUAUGUGGGGAUUUAUCAGUUGUGGAGUCACUUUGACCAUGCCCAUCUCACCAACCCUCCCGCCGCCUGGCCGUUUCUACUUGGUCACUUUAAGUUAAAACCACAUGUUCGCCCCAACCAAUACCCUGCUCUUGUUCCAAUUACUGCUAAUCAUGUCAUGUUUGAGUCUAAGAAAAAAAAUAAGAAUGUGUGUGGGGGGGGAAUCCUUCAGAUCACUGUUCAUUUGAGCCUUUAUUGUCUCCACCCGCUUCCUUGAUUCUGCUGUCUGUCAUUGCGAGGAGGUAAUGUGAGGUCUUCACUGGUGAAUCCUUUGAAUCUUUCUCCCAUAAGUCUAUACUCUUGGUCGGUCCAGACAGACUGACCAAAAGACAAACCUGACUCAAUUUCUAGGGACCAUCGAUGCCUGUCCCUAUCCAUUAUUUCUCCUCACAGAAGUCCCCGUCAUGAAUCAUGAUCAACUAUGGUUUGUCUGCGAGUGGGGAUCAGAGGACCCACCAGAAACUGUUUCGAUGUACAAGAAGGUUUGACUAGCGUUAAACAGAUAUUGUAUUGUCUGGGCUAUUUUCAUACUUUCCAACGUGGUGUGUGGGGGUGGGUGAGUCUGGUAUAUCCUUUAGCAUGUAAUAGUUUGUACAAAAAGUAUAUUUUGUAAAUAACUUAACUGUUUGACGUUCAGGCUGUAGCUGUCCUGAUUGUAUAGGGAGAAGACACGACAAGUACAAAAUAUUGAUCUUUUCUUUAUGCAGAGGUAACAAACAAAAAAAGUGUAUGAUUGAUGAAUCCGACGGGCAGGCAGCGUUUGUGCUUCUCAAAAUAAAAGUGAAUUAUAUUGUA